Bombina bombina (fire-bellied toad) is the source of this 2320-nucleotide messenger RNA. RefSeq names its product differentially expressed in FDCP 8 homolog (gene DEF8). The record is from RefSeq and is a predicted model, not a curated record. The transcript is spliced from 12 exons. Bases 226 to 1554 code for a protein of 442 amino acids. NCBI's taxonomy places the organism in Eukaryota, Metazoa, Chordata, Amphibia, Anura, Bombinatoridae.
CCCCCCGGUGGCCACAGAUUGGCGAGAUUGAGCCUGGGAGGAGGAUCUCUGGACUGUUUACCGGAGGAGGUCUUAGUAGAUGGCAUCAAGGAAGCCGGUGUUGUAACGGAGAGGAGUGGCAGGGUUGCCUUGCAGGAUAUACCACAGGGCCUCUCGCUGUCGCCUUGUGUCCGCUACGAGAGGCCCCGGGCUGAUAUAGGCCGGACAUGUAGAGGGUGACUGGAUAUGGAAUACAAUGACAAGUUGGCCCGUUUCCGUCAGGGUCAUCUCAACCCCUUUAAUAAAACACAAGAGGAGGAAAGACUUCCUGAGGACAAAGAAGACUUGCCAAACGAUUGUCAUCUGGUUUCUGAGCACUUUGAGACAGAAUUCCUCUGUCCAGAGAGAGUUAUGGACCUGGGAGUGUCAGAGAAUCAUUUCUCCCGACCUGUGGGGCUUUUUCUGGCUUCAGACAUUCCACAGCUGAGACAAGCUAUUGAAGAGUGUAAGCAGGCGAUUCUAGAGUUGCCCGAGAACUCGGACAAGCAAAAGGAUGCAGUAGUCAGACUUAUUCAUCUGCGACUCAAACUGCAAGAGCUUAAGGAUCCCCAUGAAGAUGAACCUAAUCUACGAAUAUUGUUGGAACAUCGAUUUUACAAGGAAAAGAGCAAAAGCGUGAAACAAGUGUGUGAUAAGUGUAGUACAAUUAUCUGGGGCUUAAUCCAGACCUGGUAUACCUGCACAGGUUGUUAUUAUCGCUGCCACAGCAAAUGUCUAAACCUCAUCACAAAAUCUUGUGUGAGGUCAAAGGUCAGUCAUCAGGCUGAGUAUGAGCUGACCAUUUGUCCAGAGGCUGGGUUGGACAGUCAGGAUUAUCGCUGUGCUGAGUGCCGUGCUCCCAUCUCAUUGAGAGCAGUACCUAGUGAGGCGCGUCAGUGUGAUUACACUGGGCAAUAUUACUGCAGUAACUGUCACUGGAAUGACCUUGCUGUCAUCCCGGCCCGUGUCAUUCAUAACUGGGACUUUGAGCCACGGAAGGUAUCUCGGUGCAGUAUGCGGUAUCUGGCACUAAUGCUUAACCGCCCAGUGCUGAAACUUCGGGAGAUUAAUCCUCUGCUUUUUAACUAUGUGGAAGAGUUGGUGGAAAUCCGGAAGUUGAGACAGGACAUUCUCAUCAUGAAGCCUUAUUUUAUCACGUGCAAGGAAGCUAUGGAAGCGCGUCUGCUGCUGCAGCUCCAGGAACGUCAGCACUUUGUGGAGAAUGAUGAUAUGUAUUCCUUGCAAGAUUUGCUUGACGUAAGCAGUGGGAAGCUAGGGUGCUCCCUUACCGAGAUACACACCACAUUUGCUAAGCACAUCAAGUUGGAUUGCGAGCGAUGUCAAGCCAAGGGCUUCGUGUGUGAGCUUUGCAAAGAAGGUGACAUUCUCUUCCCAUUUGACAGUCACACAUCUGUUUGUCAGGACUGUGCUGCUGUGUUCCAUCGGGACUGCUAUUAUGAUAACUCCACUAGUUGCCCCAGAUGCACAAGGAUGAACCUUCGGAAGCAGAUACAAGAGCCAGAGCAGCAGUUGUAGCAGUGAGGGAUCGGCAGAUAUGUAUAAAAGGGACAAAGCUUGGGCUGGCAUUGGCUUUUUUACUGCCGUAUCACAGCAGGGUCUGUGAACAUGAGGAUUAAAAAGCAGGCACUGUCCAGGUAGUCGAAAAAUACAUUUUUAGUUGUGGUAAAUUUGUUCUUCUAUUUAAUUUCCAAUCUGCACCUGGGGGGCCAACGCACCUUCCAGACCAGUGCGCAAAGACGAACUCCAGCACUGCCAGGUCUGAUACUAUAGCUGCUUAGAGGCAAGGAGACAUGUCGGGUUUGCUUCAGAUGAACUCCUCUAAUGGGACUGGCUGAUCGAUCUGCCUUCAUAUACACAUCUGAGGUGCCUUAUUAACCGUAUGUACACAGUGUCACGAUCUGUAUAGUCUGUUUCUCCCCAACAGUAUGUUACAACUUCAUCAUCAAAUGUGACAAAUUUCAGCAAACCUUUAUAAUGUAGAGGUGUCACAAAGGACUCAUUCGCACAGAAAAGGAAACCAAUCAGAGCUCUGUGUCUGCUAUGAGAGGUGGGACUUAGGAUCGGCACUUCAAUGUCACUGCAUAGCGUGAGGAAUAUUCUCUAAAACAGAUGAAGAUUUGCUCUACAUCCUUACUCUCAGCUGGCCCAAUCAUUUUACACAAGCAGUUUAUCUGUACACUUAUAGGAUGGGCAUGUAUUUUGUUUGGCCUCUGUGUAACUAGAGAUGGAUUUUGAUGGAUUUGUUGUGUUAUCUUAAUUAAAGGGACAUUGUACCGUAAAA